CCUUCUUCAGUUUGAACUCCUUGGUGAAAGAUUGUAAGAAGUUUAUGAUGUUUUCUGUGUGUUUACAGGUCCACAACACAGAUUUCUCACAAUGCUUUUGCCCCUGCUUCAGCAAUUGGUCUUUGUCAGUUAAGACACAAUUCAAAUGCAGCUUCCAUUACAAGGACCAAGAGAAAUUUGUACCCAAGGACAUACCCUACUCUUCUCGUUUUCCCUGACGGCAGCACUAUCAACAUUAGAUAUCACGAACCAAGGCGGAUAGUUAAGCUUCCUUUGGACUUUUCCAAGUUGUCAGAGGCCGAGAAGAAAAUGAUUCUUGCAAACAGGAAGCCUAAACAGAAAUUAGAAGUGAUUGAAGACUUUGAGGAUAGCUUCAACGUGAGCGACUACAGCAAAUACUGGAAAAAGUAAUGUUCUGAAAACUAUCCCUCAUUGAUAGGUACAUACAGAAGACUGGAUACUUUAGACUGUUUUGUUUUUCUACAAGAAAUAUGUUUCUGUUAAGGAAGGAACUGUUUUAAGAUGUGAACUGCUACUUGAAUAUGUUCAUAAUGAAAAAGCCAGUUGAACCCAGCAAUGGGGUUACAACAUAAAUGGUUUCUAAAGAAAAAUUAUUUCAUUUGUCCUCCAGGUUUGUGGAGAUGCAUUCUCUUUUAGCUAAUGUUUUAUGACCUUUGACGUCCCACAAUGGCAGAAUCAGAAAAACGGAAGGAAAAACAGGGGGGGAAUCGACCCGAGCACUGGUUCAGCACCAGCAAACGCAUUGUAUGCAAAUGUGAAGAAUUUGACCUGGAGAACUCCCCACAGCUGUUGAGGAUACUUCCGGAGAAUUAUGACUACAAACUCUGUGAUUAUUUCCCAUAUGACGAGGAAGAUAAAGACAAGUUCAAUAUUACCCUUCGGUUAAGUUUGACAAGCGUGGAGGAAGUAAUGCUGUGGAAACAGUUGUACGAGGAGAAGUCUCUCACAUCUCACGUGGUGGAGCAGACGUUUCCGAAAGCCUCAGCAGCCCGAGUGUUCAAACGGUAUUAUCGGUGUAAGUUUAACAGCAUAAGAAAGAAGAAGUCAGUGAACGGAGGUAGGAGCCUGGGCUGCCCAGCGCUUAUGUCCAUUGUCAUAAGAGGCCUGGGCUGGAGUAAAGCAUGCAAAGUGCAUGACCCACAUCUGGAGACACACCCAACCCAGAUUCGAAUCCGUUUCGCUCAUAGCCACCCGCUGGACACACCUGAGAUGCUGAAUAAAAGAGAGCUGUGCCCCGAGAUCCGUAAACGUUUUGAAGAGAUGUUCAAGCAGGGUAUGAAGCCUAAAGAUGCGCUGGAGAAACACAAGUGGGACCUACACAAACAGUUGGGCCCAGAGAAGUACCUAGCGGUAACCAUUGACAGUUUCUAUAUGCCGAAGCCAGGCAGACUCACAAAGAUGUACAAGUCGAUCAGUGGUCAAACUUCAAUCAGGUCAGCAACCAAACGAGCAUCAAAGCAUAACCCAGACGCAAAUAGGCUUGCUUUUGAGCAGUGUGCCUCAAAGUUUGCAGACAGUCAAAAUGAUGAUUUUAGCGAAACUAAGGAAAGUGUUGAUGCCAAGACAAAUGUCAGCUUUGUGAGGGGUACAGAAGUAGCCAGAGAUUCCAAAUUACUGACAGCUAAUGACAGCACUUGGUCUAUGCAAAGUGCGGGAGCUGAAAAUCCAGAGGAUACCAACCUUUCCUGCUCUGCUCAAAAGCCAUCCGAUUCACAUAGGUUAUCUUCAGUAGAGACUGAUGCUCUUGAUACUUCCUUGUCAUCAGCCCAGGGUCAAGGUCAAGGUGGUGUUCUGUUCUCAGGUUCCAGCGCCCCAGUCCUCACUUUGCAGAACAUGGAGACUCUGAGCUUUGAUGGCUCCAGCAGCAAGCUGUACCGCAGCAAUGCUCUGGCCAGUGGUAUGCAAACCCCGAAACCCCAACAACAUCUGGCUUUUUUGGAUGUUAGGGGAGCUGCUUCACAUCUUGGAUCUCCCGAUGGAAUGGGCGUAGCGUCUUCAAGCCACCAUAGCAUUAUGCAGCUACAGCAACAACAUCACAACAACGUACUGGGAGCAGAUGUGUCGGGAGGCACUACCUCUCACCCAGUCGUUCCUCCCCAGCCACCACUCGCGUCUUCCACCCUCGAUUAUACCGUUCAUCACCAGCACCAUCAGCUCCACAGUAGCCUCGCUCAUACUCACACUCACACCAUGGCACAUCCAAACUUCUCCUCCUCUGAUUUCAGCUCAUCAAGCUUUGCCGGCUACCACCAGCCCGUAUCCCAUGGUUUCUACUCCCAGAACAUGAUAGGACAUGAUUCAACAGCUCCUCACAAUACUACGUUGUCUCACUUUUCCCCCAGCUCAUUCGCACAACCCCGGCCGUCUGCUGUGGAGGCGUUUCACCCGCACAGUUUCGAGAAUAAAAGGCUUCCUCCACACUUGAGUUUCCCCGGUCCUGACCUGUCCCUCCCCCAACAGACUCAUGGCUCACAGUAUUUGAAUAAACCAAAGCACCUGUCAUCCUACAGCUCCAUGGGGACCAGUAGUGGUAGUAAUAAAGGAAGACUUGCCGUGAAGAGAAAAGCUGCAGAAGACCUGUCAAAUUCAUCAUCAUCAUCAUCAUCAUCAAAGAAAAUAGUUCCUAAACGGAGUCCUAUUAAUUUAUACAAUGCCAAACGAUUUCGAGCCAGUCUGCUAAAGAAAAAAUCACCAAUGAUAAAUACUAACACUCAUCAACAGGUAUCAGAAGCCUUGCAGACUAUUCUGCUGGCUGACAAAGCAAAGAAAGUGAAAGAGAGAUUGUCUAAGUUUUGUUCUGUAAUGGAGCAGAAGUUGGCAACAGAUGUGAAGACAUAUGUCCCUGUUGUGACCAAAUUCCUCGACGUGUGGGACUGUCUAAUCAGUGAUGCUGAUCUUGUGCAUGCAAUGAAGGAGUUUGGGAAAGCUCCACAGACUAUUAUAGACCAGUAUGAAAUUCGCAGACGCGAAAAUUUGAGGGACAGAAAAGUACAGACUUUAUCUUCUUAUGGUGAGCGGGCAAGCAGGAAGUCAGAUUUGGCUAAUGGAACAGCCUCGUACAAUAAAAAAGUUCAAACCCUAGCCAUACCUUCUCGGACAUGUUGUACGCAGACGGCAGCAGCCUCUCGCGGGCCAUCUCAGGGAGUGUCAAUGAAGACAAAGGGAGAACUAAAUGAAGCUACUUCUUCUGUGACAUGGCUUAAGCUUAAGCCGUUCCCUCCUGCCUUUUAUGUUCAGUCUGCUGAAUGCACCAGCAAAGGCAAGGCUAAGAUGAGUUGUGUGUCAGCUGGUUCAGUUCCUUCCUCGCCUGCUGUUAAAAAAUCCCGAAAAGAUAAAGUCAAGCGUAGCUGUCUGCGUUCCAAGGGCAGCUCAAUCUAUGAUCAUGUAUCUUCCACUGUACUUCUGCGGGUUCAGAAUAGCAUCAAAAAUAAGGACAGAGAAAGUUGUGACUCGGAGGCAGAUUUUCCACGAAAGUCGUCUAAGACUAAAAGACCAAAAACAAAAGGAGCAAGGGUUGCUAGUCCCACAAAUGACCUGUGUGUUUCCUUUAAUGAUUCAACGUCUUCGACAGGCCAUGCUUUCUCACACAACAAUGAUGCAUCAUCUCAUGGGCUUACCGACGGAAGCUUCUCAGUUCCUUCAACUAGUCUGAAAAAUGUGUCAGAAGAUUGCAAUGAUCGAUUGGGCUGUCUGUUACAGCAACCAUCUGAGGACUGUCUAGAAGCCGGUUCUACUUCUGUUUCCGAUGUCCGUUUAUCUGAAGCGAGCCAGACAUCGUCUUCUCAGGUCAGCAGAGAUGAUCUUGCAACAGUCUAUUUGACCUCUCUGCAAAAGUAUGCUUCUCAAACGCAACCGGAUGACCUUUGUCCUAAUACAGACCCUGGUCACGGUUGUGGAGAGAAUUCUGGGCCGUUCUUGACGCCGAAGUUGGAACCAUUGUCCCCCGUGGAAGUGGGGGUGUGUUCUGAUGAGGAACAGAAUUCAUCAGCGAUGGAACUUUGUGCACGGCAGGUGGAUUUUGACAGCAUAGAUGACUCACAGCCCUCAACGACUGGGACAUUUGACACAAAAAGUCUCGGAGAGGAUGCAACUGUAUCUAUAGAGAAGACUAAAAGACUUGUUGUCAAGUUAACUCGGAUAUGAAUGGAAGAGAAUCACAGUCUCACAGUACUGUGAGAUGAGUGUGUUAUGGCUAUUGCUUUGGGUGUGGAUGGCGUUCACCUCAGAAAUGGGAAAAUAACAAAAGGUGCAGUAAGGUUUUUCAUUCCUGCAGUCUCCAUGUUGAAUGGCAUGCGAACAGAAUUCGGAAUUCAUCAGUUAGUGUGAGCAAGAAGAUGGCUUUUCAAUCCUAAAAACUCUUUGGCUCAUACAACAAGAAUCCAAAUCAACAAAUCCUGUAGUAACAACUUUAGCAAUCUAUAAAUACAUUACAAAUCAACAAAUCCUGUAGUAACAACUUUAGCAAUCUAUAAAUACAUUACAAAUCAACAAAUCAUGUAGUAACAACUUUAGAAAUCUAUAAAUAAUCAAAUGAUGAAUACCUCUUGUCUCAUCUAUGGUGUGCAGUUUUCUUCAAAGCACCAGUUGGCAGAUAACUGCUCAUAGUCCGCCAGGUUAUCAGUUGGAGUACAGUUAGUUAAGAAGGCCUACUACUUGGCAACUGCAUAAAAGUUCAGGGUUCUCUUCCAUGUCAAGUCCAAAACGUUCAUGCCAUUCCUUGAACUGUUAUUCUCCUUGUCAAGGUACCGUAUGUGGCAGGUACUCCACCUUUUGAAAUGACGGACAUUGUGUCAAAUAGUAAUAGUAGAGUGUUCCACUCAAGACGUCAACAUGAUACAAGUACUGCCAGGCAGGUCAAUGAAAUAGUGGAACUUUUUACUGUUGCAGCAUUGUUUUGUGUUGUUCAUCUCUUCUGUGGUGAACGCCAAGUGAUAGCAUCUGUUUGUCCUGUGCUGACUUCUGUAUUGAUGCUGACACAUGUAGUGUGGGAGUGGCUGUGAAUGAGUUUUCAUGAAGGCAGGCAGUGUUGCUGUUGUAGCAUGGAUGGUACAGUACUAGUAAUGGUAGUCAUCAAGAAAUGGUGGGGAAAUAGAUAGAGGCUAGUAGUGUCAUCAAAGAAGUUCUCAUGCUCAUUCCAUAUAUAUAUAUGUUAUAAUGUUGUGAUAAUGAUGAUUAAAAUGUUCACGUUUGGUGAUAAUGCUGGAAAUCUUAAAAUCCCAUUUUUAUGUUUGCAAAUUGUGCCUCAAAAACCAGUUUUUGGACAGGAUAGGCCUAUGUUUGAUUCUAGGAUUGCCCCAUAGCUGACUUUGGUACGCGUAUCAUAUUUAGAACAGGGCAACGAGAACAAACUGAUUCUGUUGAUAGAAUGUUAGAGUUGUGUUCCACUUGGCCUGGAAUCAAUUGAUACAUUUCAUUACUAGUCUGUAAGGCUGUCGGGUCUGUCCAAUGGAGACUGUGCUUUCAUUUGCAUGCUUAUUAUAGCUCUGACUGUGAGGAUGAAUCUUGUAAAAGACAUUGCGUAACUGGUGUGUCAUUUUUACAUCAAACUUGUACAUGUUUCUUGUUGUUUUCUUUACCACUCUCCUGUAUCUAGAAUGGAAUACAUGUAUAUAUAUUAUAUGUUUUGGCAGGUCUGUAUUGUAAGUUGAAGCUUUCCUGAUCACCUUUGACUUUGACUCUGUGUAAAGAAAAGUACAUCGACAUGAUAAUGUUAAUUUGGAGCUGUGGAAAAGGGAAGACAGAUAGAUAAAAACAAGAGAGUUGUAACACAAACUUACUUUUUAAUGUACAGUAAGUCAAGGUCUACGAGUGUUAUCGUAUAGGGUAAGAGUUUUCUUGAGCACAUUAAGCAGCUGAUAAUUUAAGAUUUAAACAAGAAAUUCUUAAUUUUAACUCUUCAUCCUCCAUUCAUCUUAGCAGUUUUGUCAUCAUUUACAGCAUCAUGUAUAGGUUCCUAACAACAUACAUUGUAAUGUGUUGAUUGUACUGUCAAUUUGUAUGACAUGAAUAAACAGUAGACGUAUGGUUCA
Messenger RNA from Aplysia californica (California sea hare), 6050 nucleotides. RefSeq lists its product as uncharacterized. Lineage: Eukaryota; Metazoa; Mollusca; Gastropoda; Aplysiida; Aplysiidae. The coding region runs from base 688 to 4164 and encodes 1158 amino acids. The record is from RefSeq and is a predicted model, not a curated record. The transcript is spliced from 2 exons.